Messenger RNA from Epinephelus moara (kelp grouper), 13018 nucleotides. RefSeq names its product unconventional myosin-IXAa-like. The record is from RefSeq and is a predicted model, not a curated record. Gene Ontology annotation, molecular function: microfilament motor activity; GTPase activator activity; ATP binding. The transcript is spliced from 43 exons. Gene Ontology annotation, biological process: intracellular signal transduction. NCBI's taxonomy places the organism in Eukaryota, Metazoa, Chordata, Actinopteri, Perciformes, Serranidae. Gene Ontology annotation, cellular component: myosin complex. Bases 378 to 7781 code for a protein of 2467 amino acids.
AGGAGAGAGCAGAGAGAGGAGCUGAAGGAGGAGGACGACGUGACGGGAGGACUGUGAACAGGAGCUCUCAGGACUACGACACACACACACAGAGGAGAAACUGGAUCAUAUCUGAGGCACAUUUGGAGAUUCGUGCAGCGGGAGACGUGGUGCGGACUGUUACGCACGACAGCGUUUCCCUGCGGUAAAAUCAGCCGGACUUUUUUGGACAGGACGCGCACGGACGGCUUGCCUGCUCUUCCUCGUCACAAACAGAGGGUUUAUAGCGGGGAGGUUUACGGAGCAGCGGACUGAAGGCACAGAGGAGGAGUUGGGAUGUCCUGAGUCAGUCCUCCGGGCCCAGAGAGCGGUGUGCUGAUGGGACCUGCUGCGCCACCAUGAGCUUACAAGAUGGCGGCUGCAGCUACGCCAGCAGCGCCAACAUGGCCACCGCUAGUGGCAGCAUGCGGCGGCGCCUGGAGGACCAGGAGUUCUCCUUGCGCGUCUACCCAGGCGCCUUGGCUGAGGGCACCAUCUACUGCCCUGUCAGCGCCCGCAAGAACACCACAGCUGCUGAAGCCAUCGAGUGCCUCAUCGAGCGGUUGCGUCUGGAUCGUACCAAGUGCUACGUGUUGGCCGAGGUGAAGGAGUUUGGCGGGGAGGAAUGGAUCCUGAACCCUGGCGACUGCCCUGUUCAGCGGAUGAUGUUGUGGCCACGGAGCGCCUUGGAGAACCGCAGCGGCCUGGGCAGUGGCGAUGACUACCGCUUCCUCCUGCGGGAGAAGAACCUGGAUGGAUCUAUUCAUUAUGGCGGCAGCCUGCAGAUGUGGCUGCGGGUGACUGAGGAGCGUCGCCGCAUGGUGGAGCGGGGUUUCCUCCCCCAGCCUGCAGGGAGCGACCCUCCGUCCGACCUCUGCGCUCUCCCGGAGCUAGCAGAACGCACCAUUUUGGAAAGCCUGCGUGCACGUUUCCGCCAGGAGAAGAUCUACACUUACAUUGGGAGUAUUCUUAUUGUUGUUAACCCCUUUCAGUUCCUGCCGAUCUACAAUCCCAAAUAUGUCAAAUUGUACGACAACCACGCGCUGGGGAAGCUGGAGCCCCAUAUUUAUGCUGUGGCGGAUGUGGCGUAUCACGCCAUGCUGCAGCGACGGAAGAACCAGUGCAUAGUGAUAUCUGGGGAGAGCGGUUCUGGGAAGACUCAGAGCACCAACUUCCUCAUUCAUCACCUGACUGCGCUCAGCCAGAAGGGAUUUGCCAGCGGGGUGGAGCAGAUCAUCCUGGGAGCGGGGCCAGUGUUGGAGGCCUUUGGGAACGCUAAGACUGCCCACAACAACAACUCCAGCCGCUUCGGCAAGUUCAUUCAGGUCAACUACCAGGAGAGUGGCACCGUCAGAGGAGCGUAUGUGGAGAAGUACCUGCUGGAGAAAUCACGUCUGGUGUACCAGGAGCACAAUGAGAGGAACUACCAUGUUUUCUACUACCUGUUGGCCGGAGCCAGUGAAGAAGAGAGGAAGUCCUUCCAUCUGCUCAAACCUGAGGAAUACCACUACCUCAACCAGAUGACAAAGAAAUUGCACAAACUCCACUGGGACAAUUACUAUGAGAGCGAUCUGCAGGACUGCUUCACAGUGGAAGGAGAGGAUCUGAAACACGACUUUGAGCGGCUGCAGCUGGCUAUGGAGAUGGUCGGCUUCUUACCCACCACACGCAAACAGAUCUUCUCGCUGCUGUCAGCAAUCCUCCACCUGGGAAACAUUCGCUACAAGAAGAAGACCUACAGGGACGAUUCCAUCGACAUCUGCAACCCAGAGGUCCUGCCCAUCGUCUCAGAGCUGCUAGAGGUCAAAGAGGAGAUGCUGCUGGAAGCGCUGACGACCAGGAAGACUGUGACUGUUGGAGAGAGGCUUAUCGUACCCUACAAACUUGCUGAGGCUGGCACGGUGAGGGACUCCAUGGCCAAGUCGCUGUACAGCGCGCUGUUUGACUGGAUUGUGUUCAGGACCAACCAUGCCCUGCUGAACAACAAGGACCUGGAGGACAAUUCAAAGAUCCUGUCGAUAGGAGUCCUGGACAUCUUUGGUUUUGAGGAUUAUGAAAACAACAGUUUUGAACAGUUCUGCAUCAACUUCGCCAACGAACGACUGCAGCACUACUUCAACCAACACAUCUUCAAAUUAGAACAGGAGGAGUACAGGGCAGAGGGCAUCACCUGGCACAACAUCGAAUACAUCGACAACAGCAGCUGCCUCAACCUCAUCAGCAAGAAACCCACAGCGCUGUUCCACCUGCUGGACGAGGAGUGCAAUUUCCCCCAGGCUUCCAAUCAGACCUUGCUGGACAAGUUCAAGCGUCAGCAUGAAGGAAACAGCUACAUCGAGUUCCCCGCUGUCAUGGAGCCCGCCUUCAUCAUCAGACACUACGCUGGUAAAGUCAAGUACGGAGUCAAGGACUUCAGGGAGAAAAACACUGACCACAUGCGUCCCGACAUUGUGGCUUUGCUCAAGAGCAGCAAGAACGCCUUCAUCUGCGGCCUGAUGGGAAUCGACCCCGUGGCGACCUUCCGCUGGGCCGUGCUGCGAGCCUACUUCAGAGCCCUGGUGGCUUUCAGGGAGGCCGGUCGCAGACACACCCACAAAAAAACUGGUAAUGAUGCAGCAGUUCCCUGUAAUGUUGUCAAAACUGUCGACAGCUUUAGUUUCCUCCAUCAUCCGGUUCACCAAAGGAGCCUUGAGAUCCUUCAAAGAUGCAAAGAUGAGAAAUACAGUAUCACCAGGAAGAAUCCCCGGACACCUCUGUCAGAUCUUCAAGGCACCAACGCCCUGAAUGAGAAGGCCAGCUGGGAUGGCUACGGUGUUGGCUGCAACGGUCGCAGCUCCAGGACCGGUCGUAUGUCCUCGACAGGAAGUCCCACCCUGGAAGAAGACGGGAUUUUCAUCAACUCGACCAGCAGCAAGCUCCUGGAGAGAGCUCAGGGUAUCCUGCUGAGAAACAAAAACAUCAAAAGCAAGCCAACCCUUCCCAAGCACUUGUUGGACGUGAAGUCUCUGCGUUACCUGAGCAGCGUGACGCUCCACGACCGCAUCACCAAGUCUCUGCUUCACCUGCACAAGAAGAAGAAGCCGCCCAGCAUCAGCGCACAGUUCCAGGCGUCCCUCAAUAAGCUGAUGGAGACUCUUGACCAAUCAGAGCCGUACUUUGUGAAGUGUAUUCGCUCCAACGCUGAGAAGCUGCCGUUGCGUUUCAAUGACAGCCUGGUGCUCAGACAGCUCAGAUACACAGGUAUGCUGGAAACUGUCCGGAUCCGACAAUCAGGAUACAGCAUCAAGUACACCUUCCAGGACUUUGUGCGUCACUUUCAUGUGCUGCUGCCUCGAGGCACGAGUGCGACCAAGUCAGGCAUCAGGGAGUUUUUCAGACGGAUCCACCUGCCGCCUGCUGGGUAUCAAGUUGGCAACACGAUGGUGUUCCUGCGGGAGGCGGAGCGUCAGCGUCUUCAGACCCUCCUCCACCAGGAAGUGCUGCGGCGAAUUGUCAUGCUGCAGCGCCGCUUCAGGGCCGUCCUGGAGAGGAAGCACUUUGUCGAUAUGAGGAGAGCUGCCGCUGUCAUACAGCGAUGGUGGCGAGGCUGCCUCCUCAAGCAGUCCACCAUGGACUCUGGUGAUGAGGAGGAGGCGGCAGUGUGCCUGCAGGCGGCCUGGAGGAGCUACAGGGAGCGCAGGAGGUUCCUGCAGAGGCGAGAUUCUGCCAUCGUCAUACAGAGGAGCUGGAGACAUUACUGUCAGCGCAGAUCUUUGGCCGCUCUAACCAUUCAGACAGCCUGGAGAGGGUUCACAGUGAGGAGCCGCUACUGUCGGACGUACAGGACGGUGACGCAGCUGCAGGCGAUGGGCAGGGGACACCUGGCUCGACUCAGGUUCAGUGAAGUGAAGGAGCAGCAUGAAAGACAGCAGAGUCCACCACCAGAGAUGGAGGCAGGAACCAUGGAGGACCUCGCCUCAUCAGGACAGGAAGGUUACAUCCAGGACGUCUCUGUAGACCUGUCUGAAGACUCUAAGCCUGUUCUGAUAGAUGUGGGAGAGACAGAAAGAGAGGAGGACUCAGAGCGAAGUCGGAGCGCGGACGAGACGAGCCACAGGAACCGCUCGAAACGAGAGAGCAGACGGAUGAGAGAGCUGGAGCAGGCUCAGUUCAGCUUAGAGCUUCUUAAGGUCCGAACCACCAGCGUGCAAGAAGACCCAGACAGCAGCACCUGUCAGCUGGAAGACCAUCACAGACUCUCACCCCGGGGAUCUCCAGCUAGUCACGGAAGUUUUGAGCUGCUCAGUGUUGAAGACAUGGAGACUGAAGGCUCUGGGGGAUUUGGUUCCCAGUCGACUGCACCUCAAGAAUACCCCCAAGCACUUGACAUCCACCUACAUGAGGGGCUGAGGGAUUCAAACUUUAAUGAGAAGCCUAUGAUCGAGCCGCUAAACAAGGCAGAAGGUCCGAGAGCAACAUUUUAUAUUGCUUCUGACCAAAGUCCAGCUCAUGAACCAAAAUUCGAAAGCCCCAGCAAAUCUUACAGAGAGAGAAAGGAGUCCACGUCACGAAGGCCUGUGGUGGUGUUGAUCAGUAUGCAGAAGGAGAGUCCAGUGGAUGAGGGGGAGCUGCUGGCAGCCCAAACCCUACAAGGAGCAUCUGAAACAGGAGCAGCAUCAACUGGUUCCCAAAUGACCCCUGUUGAGGCAGUAUCAGAGAUGGAACAGCCUCAUGCGAUUGCCACCCCGGCUGAGAGUGACGUAUGUAAAGUGGACAAGUCUCCUGGGGUCCCAUCUUCAACUGUCCGUGUAUCAAGUCCAGAAUCAGGGAUUUGCUCCUCGGAGGUGGACAUCCAGAUCGUCCUGGAGCCAAAGUCCAGCGUUCCCACUGCCCUCCCCAGUCGGCAAGAGAAGAAGAAGGCGAACCGACCGGUGCAGCAGGCUCCCAGCCCGGUCCUGGACACCAAACCACCGAAGGCUCAGAAGAAGAGCUCAGGCCAGACUGUGAUUGUGAACAUGGUGGAGAAACCCCCCAACACUGUGUUCUCUCCGCCCAGACGCAAGCUGCCCUUCUCCAAGUCAGAUAAGGAUUUGGUGAACCAGGAAAGGUCUUUGGCCAUGUUUAGAGACGACUCUAAAUCUGCUGGAUCCAGAAACAGAGAGCAGGUGGGCCGCCCUGGCCCCAAAAAGAAAGCGCGAAUGUCCCGGACGCGCUCCGACUUCCUAACCCGCUGUAACUCUGAGGGGGCGACCCAGUCGGACGACGACGAUGAAUACUACAUCCCCGCCCACUCCCACACGCUGCCCCCCUCCUUGUCUCUCCCAAACACCCACCCCGAGGCUGACUGUCACAGCGACUCCGAGAUGCCUUCUCACAAAGAUCAGAAGAAGAUCCAUAAGACCAUGUCAUCAGGAGACCUGGGCAAAGUGGAGGUCCUCAGGAAAACCUCCAGCCAGGAUGGAAGCAGGAUGAAAGGAAGGAUACGAUUCUGGAGUAAGACGAAGCACGGAGAGAAGAAACUGUCGAGAGAGAAGCAGGCCAGCAGGAGCGAAGCUGGAGAGGCACAUGAAGGCCCCUCUUCUCCUCCUCACAGUCCAGAUUUGGAGGCAGCUUCCUCUCGGGGAAUCAGGGACAGUAAGGAGAACAAGGAGCCGUCUCCGAAGAUGAGGAGGCGUCGCAGCGUGAAGAUCAGCAGCAUCGCUCUGGAACCUGCCCAGUGGCAAAACGAUGCGCUGCACAUCCUCAGCUCGGCCCACGACUACCGAAGCAUGAACGACUUCCUCAUGAAAAAGAUCACUGAGUUGGAGUCUGAAGAUGGUAAGAAAGACACCAUGGUGGACGUCGUCUUCAAGAAAGCACUGAGGGAGUUCAGGAUCAACAUCUUCAACUCGUACUCCACCGCUCUGGCUAUGGAUGAUGGGAAGAGUAUCCGCUACAAGGAUCUGUACGCCCUGUUCGAGCACAUCCUGGAGAAGACCAUGCGCCUGGAGCAGAGGGACUGGUGCGAAUCGCCGGUGAAGGUGUGGGUCAACACCUUCAAGGUCUUCCUGGACGAGUUCAUGACCGAGUAUAAGCCUAUGGAGGGAACGAUCGGCAGGGCUCCUAAACGUGAACGCAAGAAGUCGAGGAAGAAGGAAACUGACAUUGUGGAGGAACACAACGGCCACAUCUUCAAGUCGACACAGUACAGUAUCCCCACCUACUGCGAGUACUGCUCCUCACUCAUCUGGAUGAUGGAUCGAGCCUGCGUCUGCAAACUGUGUCGCUACGCCUGUCACAGGAAGUGCUGCUCCAAGAUGACCACCAAGUGCAGUAAAAAGUACGACCCGGAGCUGUCGUCGCGGCAGUUUGGCGUGGAGUUGUCCCGUCUGACCAGCGAGGAGCGAACGGUCCCGCAGCUGGUGGAGAAACUCAUCAACUACAUCGAGAUGCACGGCCUCUACACGGAGGGGAUCUACAGGAAGUCGGGCUCCACCAAUAAGAUCAAAGAACUGCGCCAGGGGCUGGACACAGAUGUGAACAGCGUAAACCUGGAUGACUACAACAUCCACGUCAUUGCCAGCGUUCUCAAACAGUGGCUCCGGGACCUGCCCAGCCCUCUGCUGACCUUUGAACUGUACGAGGAGUUCCUCAGGGCCAUGGGUCAGCCAGACAAGCGGGAGGUGAUCAGAGGGGUGUAUUCGGUUAUCGACCAGCUCAGCAGGACGCACCUCAGCGCACUGGAGCGCCUCAUCUUCCAUCUGGUCAGGAUCGCCCUGCAGGAGGAGACUAACAGGAUGUCAGCCAAUGCCCUCGCCAUUGUGUUCGCUCCCUGCAUCCUUCGCUGCCCUGACACCAUCGACCCGCUGCAGAGUGUCCAAGACAUCAGCAAGACCACCGCGUGUGUGGAGCUGAUCAUCAAUGAGCAGAUGGGCAAGUACAAAGCUCGUCUGAAGGACAUCAGCAGUCUGGAGUUUGCAGAAAGCAAAGCUAAGAGCAGACUGACCCACAUCAGGAGGUCCAUGAGCAAAGGCCGUGUUCGGCAAAGCAGCACCCACGUGACCUCGCCUCCUCUCAGCCCCAAAGCAGCCGCUGUGGUGGUGGAUGGAGAGGGCUCAGGAGGAGGAGGAGGAGGAGGAGUAGGAGGAGGAGGGGGAGGAGGAGGAGGAGGAGAGGAUGCAGCAGAGGCUGGGCUGAACGAGCAGCAGCAGCUGGCGAUGCAGCAGGAGGAGCGAAUUCUCACAGAGCAGAUCGAAAGUCUGCAGAAAGAAAAGGAGGAGCUGACGUAUGAGAUGUUGAUCUUGGAGCCCCGGACGUCUGAUGAUGAGACUCCUGAAUCUGAAGCAUCCAUCGGCACAGCGGACAGCUCUGAGAACAUCACCAUGGAGACGGAGGGAGCCACAUCAGACCCCUCUGAGCGAGGCACUUAUCGCGCCAGAAAGUCGGAGGCAAAGACCAGACGAGCUUUGCGCCGUCAGCCUGACUCCCAGGACUCCGCAGACUCCACCUCCACCAUUUCCUCCUCCUACCACCCCUCUUCCUCCCUCUCCUCCAAUGCCUCUGGCUCUCCAUCCCCUCACUACCGGUUCCGCUCCUCCUCCUCCGGGCCCCUGCUCACUUCCUGUGGUUUGGGGGCCCCGCUGGCUGAGGCAGAGGGAAGCCACGGAGCCGGUAAGACCCGUCACAGGCUCAGGCUCAGCCGCAGCUCCCCACGUGAGCCCUCAGGAAGCCACCGAAGGGAGUCGGACUUCAGCUCGGGGCCACAGCAGCUGGUUCUGUACGGCAGCAACGAGUUCAUGGUGUGAAGCCGAGGAGGGAAGGAACGCCAGCCGCCACCUGUUCGAGUGCAGGGUGGCGUACAGGAGGAAGAGGAGGAGGGAGAGUCCGGGGUCGAAUGAGGCUGGUCACGGGGCGAGGAUUGUGCCCGGUGUCGCCUGCUGCCCCUCCUCGGCGCCCACACCCCUCCUCCCCUGGAACAGUCAGAGCAGAGGGCUGUGGGAAUCAAAGAAGACUGGAACUAUGACACAGAGGGACAAAAUGACAGGUCAAAGAAAAAGAGGACUGAAGAAUGCUGGAGCAGAGUGAAGUGAAUAGUCGGCCAUGUUUGUUGACCCUCUGAUCUCAGCGCUGUUUGACCCCUGCUGGAGCACCAGGGGUCGGUCAGAGGAGAGAGUGAAGAAGGGAAAGACGGUUGGUGAGAGACAGAGGAAAAACCCACACAUGCAAAGCCAAAUCUUACAGAGCCCCAUCUUUAUUUUUUAGCAUGUGGGCAGGUGGAUAAAGCCACCCCGAAGAAAUGUAGCCAUACUGACUGAACUGGCGGACAUUUUGUCUGUAACCAGCGCCAAGCUAAGUCUGCUUUUCACGUUUACACAGGACACACCAGCCACGAGGCUGCAUGCUUCUCCAUCACACUUUUUCCUACAUCAGUUUGAAGAGACUGUACAGAAAUAUGUUACAUUAUUAUUAUUAUUAUUAAUUAUUAUUAUUAUUGUUAUUCUGUUACAGAGGAAAAAUGUGUAAAUAGAAACUCCAGUGCUGCUCCUGGGUCGUUCAUUGUUGAUUAGUCUCUAUUUCCUGUUUUCAAUUUUGCAAACUGAAGUGUUCAGGUUCCAUUUUUGUUUCUGUGCUGGUUUUGCUCGGUUUACUGUCCUUUGUUUUCUCUGAUUUAACAAUGAACAGAGCCAGCCUCGGGCGUCCUCGGGUUAUACACCUGAGAAAUAAUAGAAGGAAAAGCGUUUGAUCCGCGCCCACAGAGCUACACGUCUGGGGCCAGAUGCAUAAAACUCUGUGUAAAACUGUGUGUCCGCACAAAGACAGACAUAUACGUACACAUUAUUUUUCGUCAGAUCAACAUAGCCGUGCGUAUGCCUGAUUCUGUUUUAUAAAUCUCCAUCAUUGAGGCGCUGGGUGCACAUACACAGGCCUCAUUUCCACACCCACAGUUUGCCAUGAAAGGAUCUAAAAAUGACCUUAAACAUACAUGUGAAUAUCGAUACUUGUACCGACCUGCGUAAAGAAAGUACAAUUUCCCAAUCUGUGUCCUAUUGGAGAGGUUCUCUAGAGCAGUGGUUCCCAACUGAUACAGCCACGGGGUCAUGAUUUGUCCUUAGUCAUUAGUUCAAGGUCCACGUAUUUUAAAAUAUUCAGCGUCAUACUUGAGUUUGGCGUGUCGUUGAGCUAGUUUGCUCUCUCUAUUAAAUAGCUGUCUGUUAGUCACUCACUCGCAGCCUGAAACGGUACUUCAUUACAAAAGCUUUGUGCUGGAAAUUCACCGUACUUCAGAAUAAAGUGUGUUUUUUAGGAACUUGACACAUUCAGAAUGGACUCGUGACCCACUUUUGGGCCAUGUAAUUACACACAGCUGUGGAUAUUUGUAGUGUCUGUACCACUAAUUAAUGACAAUUAAGCAAAUAUUGAAUUUGAGAAUCACUGUGGUGAAAUUGCAAUCAUCAUUUUUAUUAAACGUCAGAAAAAUGACCAGUGAUUCAUUCAAAGCACUCAUCAGUCCCUUCAGUAUGUCGCAGGCUGUUCUUGUGACUGUUGCAGCCUGAAAUGCCUGAUUUCAUGACAGCUUUUCUAAAUAAUUUAAAUCGCAGAGGUGAAAAUUUCAAAAAUAGUUGUGAAGCUGUCUCAGAUUCAGAGCUUGUUAUCAUGAGCAUUCAGUGUUUCCCACAGAAGUAGAGUCUAUUUGUGAUGGCUGGGGGUGACGGGCAGGAACACCUGAUCGCCGACCAUCAGCUGUUAAUGCUGUUCAACGCAGCGCUGAAGCACCGUCCCCAUGAAGGCUGUCCUCCUGCCCUCUCUGCCUAGAAAGAACAAGCUAACACAGCACAAUGUGAUCUAAUCGCUGCUUGUCAUAUUUUACCUCUUGGGCAGAAGCCUCACAGCAACGGUUAAUAUCACACACCAAGUCGUUCAGCUCACACAGAAACAGAAACGGCACAACUGUCGCCAAACUUGUAAAUAACCAUUUGGUGACAUUAGUUGUGUGAUGCUAUCAGUUAGUGCUGUCACUGUGUGUGUGACUCUGUCACAGAGCUCCAGUCCUAAAGAGAGGAAGAGAAGGGCUGAGUGAAUCAAUACACUGCAUGCAGCUCUACAAUGAAAUGAGAUUUUACCUGUUUUAAAUAGUCAAGUUUGUGGUAAAGUUGUGGGAUUGGACAAAAUUGCAAGGUCGUGCAGAAUCCACAGGGAUCGGCUAAAUUUGCUUCAAUUGUAGGGCUGCCCCCAACUAAGAAUUUUCGCAGUAGACCAAUAAUCGUCAUUUAGGGCCAUUAGUCGACUAGUCGCCCGCAUGUUUACGAUAUUAAUCUAAUUAUUGAAUGUUGGGCGGGGCAACACAAUGGUUUGAGUUGAAGGUGUGAGAAAGAAUAGUAUCAGUAACAUUGUUAACACUGUGCUACAUUACAGAGAAAUACAAAACCGUACUAAUGAACCUUCAUUAAUAUAGGCCUAUAUUUUAUCUACAAGUGCACGUCACACACUGAGCGAGCCGCCUGUUAAUGACGCUGUGGGCUAAUGGGCAUGUAGCUACUUCCAUGUUUCAGAUGAUACGUCAUGUUUGUAGUCGACCAAUGAAGAUGAGUUUACAUAUCACCUUGGGUUCGUCCUUCACCUUCUCAAAAUGAUCCCACACUUUGGAUUUCCUGCCCGACAUGUUAUUAACUAGCUGUGGAAUAACCGCAGGUACCAGCCCUGGAAAUUAACCUGACUCCUGACUGACUGCUGAGCGUGGACACUUCCUGUGUCUGUCCUUUCAAAAUAAAUAGCCACAUGAUCCAGUCAUAUAGGUUUUGAUUUAUUUUUGACAAGGCGCAGCUCCUAAUAGAGCUUCACUUUUUUUUCUUCUUAUUUUUCUGUGACUAAGGGACCAAUGAAAUCUUGCUGACUAAUGACCUUUGUGGUCGACUAACGUUUGGUCGACUGUUAGGGGGCAGCCUUAGUUAAUUGUUAUGAUCCCGAAAUCCUUGAGGGACAACUUAUGAUGAAACAGACUUUAAAAAGUGCUUAAAAAAAUGAACAAUUAUUUUUAGUUAUUCAAAAUGAACUUUAUAAAUGUGCCUGUGGUUGACAUUUUACAUGUCGCCAUGUAGCCUGCAAAAAUAGUAACACAAUCUAAAAUUUGCAAACAACCUAAAAACAGUGAUAUCCAUCUCUCAACUUACAUUUAACUGUGUCACCCGCCUAAUCUAAAGACUGGUGAGGUGCACACAUUACUGUCGCACAUUCAUCAGUUUAUGUGUGUGAAAAGGCGUACACACGUUUUUUGUGCGUACACAUUGUUUAUGCACCUGGCCCCUGGUGUCACGUUUACUUUACCUGAGGUGUCAAAUGUCAAUCAGCCAUAAGUGUAUUGUCUCUGUCUCUCCCUCUUGUUUUCUAUCUGUUUUUAUUCAGAAACAUCAGUGUUACUAUGUCAGGACUUGAAUUUUUUUUUUUUACAUAUAUAUAUAGAUAUUAUUGCUGUAUUAUAGGUGUUGUUAUUGAUAUCGAAGAUGUCAUGUUUUUGUUUUCAAUAUCGUUUCAUGGUUCAUUUUUGAUUAGAUGAAAGCCAUUUUUUCUUUCCUUACUGCGUGUGUGUGUGUGUGUGGGUGUGUGUGUGUGUGUGUGUGUGUGCAUGGUUGAGUGAGUGAGUGAAUCAUUCCUGCCACUGUAUCAGCUCCCACCUGUGUGGUCUUGUGUACACACACAUACACUAGUGUUUCCCCCCUCCAACAAAUGUUCUUCUCAUAAAGGUGGAAAAAAAAGUCUCUGCAAUCAUCAAGUGACACUAAAACUAACUCAGACAUAUGAUGUGUUCAAUUCCUCUGAGUUUCAUUGCACCUGUGGGGAAACUCUUGCACUCACACACACUCUCAAACCGUCCACGACGUCCUCUGAGCCAUCCAGUGUACUCUCUCCUUCUUCUUCUUCUCUUUUACCAAAACAGUAGCUCUUCCAUCCUCUUCUCUCCCGGCUCUGGCUGUGAAAAGUAGCAUUUAACCUUCCUGUUAACCAGACGAGAACUAGUAGCAACUAACUCAGACCGUCCACGUGUUUCUGCAUAUUCUUACUCUCUUUCUGUCUCUGUCCAUACAGUAUCGAAACCGUCAGUGUGAUAUUCAGUUUUAUGGCCCUAACUCAGCUUAACAGCGAUGAUGUCUCCGUAUUUAAGCUGCACUAUGUCCCUCCCUGCUUGCUGCGUCUGUGCGAUCAGAUGCUUUCGAGCACCCUUUGCUCCGAUCUCACCAACACAAUCAGUGUUAAUCAAGUUUUCCUUGAAGCUGGAAGUCUCACUGAAGACUGUGCUGAUCUCAGUUUUAAUACAGUUGUGGAGACUCGCAGUGUGUUGUCUUUUUACAACAUAAACUGUAGACCUGUUUAGAAAAAAAAAAAAGUUUCAGAGGGGACAAAACUGAUUCCCGAUCAAAUAUCUUGAAGCUGAUAUUUGAUGGGAUGGUCUGUGUACAUGUCCAGGCUGUCAAUAUGGCGAAAAAAGACAAAAAAAAAAAAAAAAAAAAAAAAGUGAAUGUACCUGUCACUGGAAGGCAUGCUCUGCUUUCUCUGGUUGUUUUUGUUCCUCUUUUAUACACAGUGUAUGUACUAUUUAUGAUCAUGCUUUUGGGGUGUACAUUGGUUUAAAAGAAUCUGUUAUAAAAGGUGUUAUAAGAGGAUAUAUUAUCCUGUGUACGGUUCAUUAUCUACUAUUAACCAUGGCGACAUUUUAGCAGGCCACACUCGGUCUGUCAUGUUUGUGCUACAAAGCGAGAAAAAAAAAAAAAAGAAGCGCUGUGUCUCUUUGUCUGCGCCACUCUGGACACGGUUACGUAUAAGGUGCAAUUUGUGUUAUAUUUCUUUUUUUUUUAAUGAACAUGUUUAUGGUUGUAAGAAAAAAAGACUUUAUGGGGGAAAUUCAUCUGCUUAUUAAAAAAGCAAAACUGCAGCCAAACACAAAUGAGUUGAGUCGUAUUUUGCCUGAAAGACAAGAUAAACAAAUGUGUAUUUUAGAUUUUUGCAUUUGCUGUUGUUAGCUUGCUAACUAACAAAUUAAGGAUUAGCU